Messenger RNA from Paramuricea clavata, 423 nucleotides. The record is from the annotation of a GenBank genome assembly. NCBI's taxonomy places the organism in Eukaryota, Metazoa, Cnidaria, Anthozoa, Malacalcyonacea, Plexauridae.
AUGCACCGAGCGGAGAAAUUGUCGAUCCUUGGUUUAUCUAUUACAAGGGAUUUAAAAUGGAACGAACAUGUGGACAAAAUAGUUAAUAAGGCAUCGAAGCGAAUCUAUUUGUUGAAACAGCUUGAAAGAUUUGGACUUGACGCUGGUGAUCUGAAGUGCUUUUAUGUCGCUUCAGUAAGGUCGAUACUUGAAUAUGCAUGUCAGGUCUUCCAUUAUGGUUUGCCACAACAUCUGUCGGAUGUAAUCGAAAGGAUUCAAAAGAGAGCGCUACGUAUUAUUUACCCUGAACUAUCCUAUCAGGACGCUCUAGACAUGUUAGGUCUAAAGACUUUAUACGUACGAAGGGGUGAUCUAUGUAAUAAACCCUUCGCUUCAAUUUUAAACGAUGAAGAACACAAACUUCGUAACUUACUACCACCUAAA